CUAGCUGAUAACAACAACUAAGCGGAAGUGUGGAGCAUCCGAGAAGUCUCUCGCCGUAACGGCGCCGCCCAUGGAGAAGUCAGGAAAAAGGUGGAUAUAUAUUGCUUUUUUUUUUUUUUUUUCCCCUCUCGCGAUGUUCGUCAAAAUCUACGAGACUGUACAGCAUUUAAAUCCGCUAUCUGAAUUACAAGUGCGUCAUUAGUGUUGCUGAUAUCAUGGCGGCUACACUGUCGAAGAAAUGCGCGUCUCCUCUAAUUCUCAUUAACAGAACACUUUGCGUCCCGAUGCUGCAGAUACUACAGUGCGGUUAUCAUAAAAAGGUGGUGGACCACUAUGAGAACCCAAGAAAUGUGGGGUCUAUGGAUAAAAAUGCCAAGAAUGUGGGCACAGGUUUGGUUGGUGCCCCCGCAUGUGGAGAUGUGAUGAAACUGCAGAUUGAGGUGGAUGAGGCUGGGAAGAUUGUGGAUGCCAAGUUCAAAACCUUUGGCUGUGGCUCUGCUAUUGCUUCCAGUUCUUUAGCCACUGAAUGGGUAAAAGGCAAAUCUAUUGAUGAGGCCCUUAAGAUAAAAAACACAGAGAUUGCCAAGGAGCUUAGCCUUCCACCUGUCAAACUGCACUGCUCAAUGUUGGCAGAGGAUGCCAUCAAAGCAGCUUUGGCAGACUACCGUCUGAAACAGGAAGCUGAAGAGGAUGAGAAGACUUUGGCCAGAAACUAGGGGUCUACAUUUUUAUACCAAAGUUCUCCAACCCCUGCACUUUAGCCUGUCUUUUAAACGCACAAUUUGACUGACAGACUGUUACAGCCUAAGCCUUAUUUGUUUCAAUAUUUUGAUGUAUGAAUCUGCUUUAAAAGUGUUAACUUGUUUGAUAAGUGGUCAUUAAAAGAGUGUUUGGGAUGGUUUUAUGUGCUUAUGAAUGCAUGCACAAAUUUCUUUAAAUCAUGUCAGUGAACUAAUUCCUUACUCUUCGUAGAGUCUGAAGGUGGGAAAAUGUGGUUCAUUUUGGUGAAAAUUCUGCUGUGCUUUCAAACUUUGAUAUUUCAAAAUAAAGCAUUUGUAAACCUGAUGCACAUGGGCAUUGAUUAAUACUGUACACUCUCAAAAUCAAUAAAGUGAAAGACAACUUGCAUUUAA
Molecule: messenger RNA, 1133 nt
Organism: Myxocyprinus asiaticus (Chinese sucker)
Lineage: Eukaryota; Metazoa; Chordata; Actinopteri; Cypriniformes; Catostomidae
Product: iron-sulfur cluster assembly scaffold protein IscU-like
Exons: 5
Coding region: 216-716 (166 amino acids)
Biological process (GO): iron-sulfur cluster assembly; intracellular iron ion homeostasis
Cellular component (GO): mitochondrial matrix; cytoplasm
Molecular function (GO): ferrous iron binding; 2 iron, 2 sulfur cluster binding
Source: RefSeq, a predicted model, not a curated record